This is a messenger RNA of Sesamum indicum (sesame), 2732 nucleotides long. RefSeq names its product cell division cycle protein 48 homolog. The record is from RefSeq and is a predicted model, not a curated record. Lineage: Eukaryota; Viridiplantae; Streptophyta; Magnoliopsida; Lamiales; Pedaliaceae. Gene Ontology annotation, molecular function: ATP binding; polyubiquitin modification-dependent protein binding; ATP hydrolysis activity. Gene Ontology annotation, biological process: mitotic spindle disassembly; autophagosome maturation; retrograde protein transport, ER to cytosol. Gene Ontology annotation, cellular component: VCP-NPL4-UFD1 AAA ATPase complex; cytosol; nucleus.
AGAAACAGAGCCCAUCUUCUCUAUAUAUUUGAUACUUCUCACCCCUAAUUCCCAGAUCUCUCAUUCACAUUCCUCAAUACAUUCAUCACGCCAAAACCUUAACCAAGAUUGUUUCUCUCAAUCCGACACCAUGAGCAAUCAAGCAGAAUCCUCUGAUGCUAAGGGUACGAAGAGGGAUUUUAGUACAGCGAUUCUGGAGAGGAAAAAGGCGCCGAAUCGGCUGGUGGUGGAUGAGGCUGUCAAUGAUGAUAAUUCCGUGGUGUGUCUUCACCCUGAAACUAUGGAAAAGCUCCAGCUUUUCCGCGGCGACACUAUCUUAAUCAAGGGUAAGAAAAGAAAGGAUACAGUAUGCAUUGCCCUUGCUGAUGAUACAUGUGAUGAACCAAAGAUUCGAAUGAACAAGGUUGUUAGAAACAACCUCAGGGUUAGGCUCGGAGAUGUGGUUUCUGUGCAUCAAUGUGCUGAUGUGAAGUAUGGGAAGCGUGUGCACAUUCUUCCUGUGGAUGACACAGUUGAAGGUGUUACUGGAAAUCUCUUUGAUGCUUACCUGAAGCCAUAUUUCCUUGAGGCAUACCGUCCAGUAAGGAAAGGGGACCUGUUUCUUGUUAGGGGAGGAAUGAGAAGUGUAGAGUUCAAGGUUAUUGAGACUGAUCCUGCCGAGUAUUGUGUUGUUGCCCCUGACACUGAGAUCUUCUGUGAGGGGGAACCCAUUAAAAGGGAGGACGAGGAUCGGUUGGAUGAGGUUGGCUAUGAUGAUGUUGGUGGUGUUCGCAAACAGAUGGCUCAGAUUCGUGAGUUGGUAGAGCUGCCACUUAGGCACCCACAACUUUUCAAAUCAAUUGGGGUCAAGCCUCCAAAAGGAAUAUUGCUUUACGGACCUCCAGGAUCUGGAAAGACCUUAAUUGCCAGAGCAGUGGCCAAUGAGACUGGUGCCUUUUUCUUCUGUAUCAAUGGGCCAGAAAUUAUGUCAAAAUUGGCAGGAGAAAGUGAAAGCAAUCUGAGGAAGGCAUUUGAAGAAGCUGAGAAAAAUGCACCAUCCAUCAUAUUCAUUGAUGAAAUUGAUUCAAUUGCUCCAAAGAGAGAGAAAACUAAUGGAGAGGUUGAGAGGAGAAUUGUUUCCCAACUCUUGACAUUGAUGGAUGGACUGAAAGCCCGUGCCCAUAUUAUUGUAAUUGGUGCUACAAACCGUCCCAAUAGCAUUGACCCUGCCUUAAGAAGGUUUGGUAGAUUUGACAGGGAAAUAGACAUUGGUGUUCCUGAUGAAGUUGGGCGUCUUGAGGUUCUCCGUAUCCAUACAAAAAACAUGAAGCUUGCUGAUGAAGUUGAUUUGGAAAGUAUUGCCAAGAACACACAUGGAUUUGUCGGUGCUGACUUAGCUGCUCUUUGUACCGAGGCUGCCCUUCAGUGCAUCAGGGAGAAGAUGGAUGUGAUUGACUUGGAAGACGAUUCCAUUGAUGCAGAGAUACUGAACUCCAUGGCUGUCACCAAUGAGCACUUCCAGACUGCUCUUGGAAUAAGCAAUCCCUCUGCCCUGCGUGAAACUGUUGUUGAAGUGCCCAAUGUUAGCUGGGAAGAUAUUGGAGGCCUUGAGAAUGUCAAGCGUGAACUGCAAGAGACUGUUCAAUAUCCAGUGGAACAUCCUGAGAAGUUUGAAAAGUUUGGUAUGUCACCUUCCAAGGGGGUUCUUUUCUACGGUCCUCCUGGAUGUGGAAAAACUUUACUAGCCAAGGCUAUUGCCAAUGAAUGUCAAGCAAACUUUAUCAGCGUCAAGGGUCCUGAACUGUUAACUAUGUGGUUUGGAGAGAGUGAAGCAAAUGUUAGAGAGAUUUUUGACAAGGCUCGCCAAUCUGCCCCUUGUGUCCUAUUUUUUGAUGAAUUGGACUCCAUUGCAACUCAGAGAGGAAGCAGUGUAGGAGAUGCCGGUGGUGCUGCUGACAGAGUACUUAAUCAGCUUCUGACAGAAAUGGAUGGCAUGAACGCGAAGAAAACUGUUUUCAUUAUCGGUGCCACCAACAGGCCUGAUAUAAUUGAUCCUGCACUUCUCCGUCCUGGUCGUCUUGAUCAGUUGAUUUACAUCCCUCUCCCUGAUGAGGACUCACGGCUUCAGAUCUUCAAGGCAUGCUUGAGAAAGUCGCCUGUCUCCAAAGACGUAGACCUUAGAGCCCUUGCUAAAUACACACAAGGUUUCAGUGGUGCUGACAUUACAGAAAUAUGCCAACGUGCGUGCAAAUAUGCUAUCAGAGAGAACAUUGAAAAAGAUAUUGAGAGGGAGAGGAGAAGAAGAGAGAAUCCUGAGGCAAUGGAGGAAGACGUUGAAGACGAGGUAGCUGAGAUUAAGGCUGCUCAUUUUGAGGAAUCAAUGAAGUAUGCUCGGAGGAGUGUCAGUGAUGCUGACAUUCGCAAGUACCAGGCAUUUGCUCAGACGUUGCAGCAAUCAAGGGGGUUUGGUUCUGAAUUCCGGUUUAAUGAGAACAGUAGCGCUGCUACCGGAGCUGAUCCCUUUGCAGCUCCUGCUGCCGCAGCAGCCGAGGAUGAUGACCUGUAUAGUUAGGUUGUCUACAUCUCCCCGUGUUAAUUGCUUUCCUUAUGCCCCUGGAUUUAUUUCAUUCAAUUGCCCUGAAAGGAGGGGCAGGAUUGAUCUGUGGGAAAGAUUUCACCUGUAUUUUAAGUUCUAAUUACUCGAAGGUCCCGGAAAAGAUUACAAUGAAGAAUUAAAUUAUUGAUGGAUCCUU